Mesorhabditis belari is the source of this 1818-nucleotide messenger RNA. NCBI's taxonomy places the organism in Eukaryota, Metazoa, Nematoda, Chromadorea, Rhabditida, Rhabditidae. The record is from the annotation of a GenBank genome assembly.
AUGUCAAUUUCCACAGAUAUCAAGGAAAAACCGAUUGAAUACUUCAUUGCUAAAUCCACGGAUCCGUAUGUAAACGACGGGGAGAGGCGAAAAUUCGCUGAAAAGCUCUGUGAGAUUGUGAAUUUCGAGAUAGAGGGCGCGCAAUUGGCGGUGAGUCAAUUGGGACACAAAAUCGCGAGUCCAAAUCAAGAUGAGAGUCUCUACUCACUACAGGCCAUCGAUCUCUUGGUUCGACGAUGUGGAGCAAAAAUCCACACUCGAGUUGGCAAAUUUCGCUUUCUAAAUCAGCUCGUUCGAUUGUUAACACCAAAAUAUCUUGGCAAAGAAACAUCAGAAAAGGUGAAAUACCAAGCCACAAUAAUGCUGUACACAUGGCAGAAAUCGAUGGGACAUUUGGAGAAAUUUAAAGAAGUGUACGACUCAUUAAAAGAUCGAGGGAUUAUCACAGAAGAUCCAUCAAUUGAAGAAGAAAGCGUCUUGAUCAUCCCACCACCUCCACCGAAAUUCGCCGUAUUUGAGGAUGAGGAAAAGUCGAGGCUUUUGAAAGAACUUUUACAGAGUAAUAAAGCCGAUGACCUUCAGACAGCUAAUCGUUUGAUCAAGAGUCUUGUUCGAUCGGAAGAUCAAAAAGUCGAAAAAAUCAAUAAACGCUCGGAUGAUCUUGACAAAACGGUGAAACUCUGUCAAAUGAUGGAAACGGCGAUGAGGAUUGGAGGAGCCUCUGGGGAUAUUACAGAACUUCACGAUCGUCUCUCCGAAAUCCGCCCCAUCAUCUUCAAAUACGCAAAUGAGGCAGCUGAAAGCUCUGAUGAGAUUUUGGCAGAGAUUUUACAGAUCAAUGACACGCUAAACCGUCUUCUCCAAAUGUACGAGACGCAAAAAUUGAGGAGGCAUGAGAUAACAGCGUCAAUCCCGAUCCCGAGCCUCUACGAAUCAAAGAGCGAUCAAAGAGUGGAUUUGUUGAGUGAUGAGAUGUCCGACAAUCAUCUCCCUAGUGUCUCUCAAUAUCCUUUCUCUCCAACUCCAUCGACUUCUUCAUCUCUUAUUGAUGGCCCAUGUCCACAAAUGGUCGAUGCAGCGAAUCACAUUCUCGGGCAUCCCGAAGACGUUCCAUUUAUAGGCUUUGGGAGCACGUCAACAACACCGCAAACAAUACGUCGACCAUUGCUAUUGAAUCAACCACCAAACCGACGAGGAAUCGAUUUCAACGAAUUCUCAACACUAGACGACAUUUUUUCGAAUACAAUCCCAGCUCAUAGUUUCAAGCAACCGAAACCGACGCUGAACGAGUUGAGCAAAGCGCAAAUGGCGAUUCCACUCAAUUUGAGUCCAUUAGAGCCUAUCAGCAAUGCAUCUUCCGGAGAAUUUGAUGGAACUUUUCUAUCAUCCCCAGUGCGUUGCCUGCCCGAGUCUGUUUCUUUCACUGAACAACAGAUUCAAAUGUCCGCCGAGUCUCCGAUUUCAAUAAUGGAGCGUAAAAACAUCAAGAUCAUCCUUCACUACAGUCAGAAUUCACCACCAGGGACAACAGGAGUGAAAACAGCGUUGAUCUCGUUGUUGAACUUCAACACGCAUCCUCUUCAAAAUGUGGCCCUUCAAGUCUACACGAACAAUUUAAGAAUAAGCAGCCGUUUGCUGUGGUCUGAUGGGCGACGAGUGGAGGGUUUCUCCUCAAAUCAUCCCACUCCUCAUUCCCGUGCAAUUCUUCUCGUCCUUCCAUUAGAUCACGAGAUACAAGAGUGUGAAUUCAUCUACUCGAUCAGUUUCACCGAUGUUUUUGAGGAAACAAUCACCGGCACUUUCUCAAUGAAAGUUCAA